UUAAUUGGUUUAGUUACAACAAGAUAAUUCCUUUUUUCUUCUCUUGGAGGCCGGUCUGUUUAAAGACAUUUUAGCUGGAAGAUGCUAAUUAUCAACGAGGAGAAAGUGACACCUGAGGAGUUCAUUUUCCAUCUUGGUCCUUGGUUUCUUCCUUUGAACUCCCUCCACCAGGGGCCCCUUUGCCACUUUGUCCCUGGUCCCCUACCAUCAUAAAAGAGAGCUGGUCUCUGGCCAGGGCAGCAGAACUCUUUUUCACAUUUGCCAAGGAGUCCUUCCACUACUGUCUCAGGGGUAUGGACAACCUGGGAGAGACUUUCCUCCACCUGGAGGACGGCCUUGAUGCUUCUGACCCCGUUGGCCUGCUGGCCUCCUGGGACUGGAAAAGCCGAGCCAGGCCCUUGGAGCGGAGCCAGGCAUCCCCAACUCAGAGCCUCUCUCCAGUUCCUUCUCUGGAGUCCUACUCUGAGGUUGCACUGCCCUGUGGUCAUAGCGGGGCCAGCAUUGGAGGCAGCGAUGGCUAUAGCAGCCAUGGGGCUGGUGGCCUGGUAGAGCUGGAUUGUAGCAUGUUAGCUUUCCAACCCGCCUACCUACAAGCCUCUGGUGGUCUCAAAGGCCAGAAGGGUAGCAAAGUCAAGAUGUCUGUCCAGCGGAGACGCAAAGCCAGCGAGAGAGAGAAACUUAGGAUGCGGACCUUGGCAGAUGCCCUGCACACGCUCCGGAAUUACCUGCCCCCUGUCUACAGCCAGAGAGGCCAGCCGCUCACCAAGAUCCAGACACUCAAGUACACAAUCAAGUACAUCGGGGAACUCACAGACCUCCUCAACGGCAGUGGGAGAGAGUCCAGGCCUCAGAGUGUGUGAGUUCUGCCCGUUGGGGAAUCCUACUGGUUCCAGACCUGUGAACAGGCAUGGAGGAAUUCUGAAGACCCGGAACUUGUCUUCCAGGACAAUAGGACAGAGUUAUCAUCUGUGGACACUUACUGUGGCAAUCUGGUGAUCUGCUAAAUUGAAAGGGACUUCCACCUAACCUGCUGGAACUGCGGGGACAUUCACCUGCCAGGCAAGCAGAACAGCUCCGGAUAGUUUCAUCAUGUCUCCAGUGGCUUGACUUUUGCAGAGACAGAUUAUUUUGUCCUGUGUCUUUUAAAGGUAUUUUAAAGGUUCAAUACAGUUUAAAGACACUCUGUUUUGAUAAUGUUGAAUGCCUACAACUAUAACAACUAUAUUCCCCUACCAUUUUGGUUUGGGGGAAUUGUCUUUCUGUUGGAAUGAAACUUGUAUUUUGUACAGGAUCCAGUGUGAAGCUUGGAUUCUUAUUUAGGAAGAUUGUGCCAAGUAAG
Molecule: messenger RNA, 1339 nt
Organism: Mesocricetus auratus (golden hamster)
Lineage: Eukaryota; Metazoa; Chordata; Mammalia; Rodentia; Cricetidae
Gene: Msgn1
Product: mesogenin 1
Exons: 1
Coding region: 294-860 (188 amino acids)
Biological process (GO): mesoderm formation; regulation of transcription by RNA polymerase II
Cellular component (GO): nucleus
Molecular function (GO): DNA-binding transcription factor activity, RNA polymerase II-specific; RNA polymerase II cis-regulatory region sequence-specific DNA binding; protein dimerization activity
Source: RefSeq, a predicted model, not a curated record